Molecule: messenger RNA, 2729 nt
Organism: Micropterus dolomieu (smallmouth bass)
Lineage: Eukaryota; Metazoa; Chordata; Actinopteri; Centrarchiformes; Centrarchidae
Gene: mthfr
Product: methylenetetrahydrofolate reductase (NAD(P)H)
Exons: 12
Coding region: 329-2308 (659 amino acids)
Biological process (GO): tetrahydrofolate interconversion
Cellular component (GO): cytosol
Molecular function (GO): FAD binding; methylenetetrahydrofolate reductase [NAD(P)H] activity
Source: RefSeq, a predicted model, not a curated record
CAGCACAAAGACAACCUGGUGCGGGAGAAGCGAUGCUUAACUUUCCCGAUGUGGACACAACGUACCCGGGCUUAGCUGCGAGUUCGGGGCGGUACCGAAAUAUUAGAUGUAUUCUGUAGUUCUCCUUUAAUGAAAUAACCGGCUAACGUCGCGUUAGCGAGCUGCGCUCCGCCGGGCUCAAAAUAACGUCAGCUGUUUACUACUAUCACACUGUAGCGUGCGUGUGCGCGCACACUACCGAUAUAACCGGGUACAACGAGAGCGGCCCGUGUCACUCAGGUUAGAGUUCACCUCGCUGUAAACCAGAAUAUAACGUUAGUCUGACAUCAUGGUGAACCAGGUUCCGCGGGGGGAAGGCAGCUGGCAGUCGAGCGACUCCAGCGGGGCCAGCAACAGCUGCGGGGAGAGCUCCAAGGAGAGCUCCCGGUGCUCCACGCCGGUGCUGGACGCAGACCGCUCGGACAGGCUGCGGGACAAGAUGCGGAGGAGGACGGAGUCCGGAGACCGCUGGUUCUCGCUGGAGUUCUUCCCUCCCCGCACAGCCAGCGGGGCCGUGAACCUCAUCUCAAGAUUUGACCGCAUGGGCUCCGGGGGGCCGCUGUUCAUCGACAUCACCUGGCACCCAGCGGGGGACCCGGGCUCAGACAAGGAGACUUCGUCCUUGAUGAUUGCCAGCACAGCGGUCAACUACUGCGGCCUGGAGAGCAUCCUCCACCUCACCUGCUGCAACCAGACCAAAGAGAAGAUCACGGGCCACCUGGCCAAGGCCAAGCACCUGGGCCUCAAGAACAUCAUGGCCCUCAGAGGAGAUCCGGUGGGAGCCGACUGGGAGGAGGAAGAAGGAGGCUUCAACCACGCCAUCGACCUCGUCAAACACAUCCGAUCUGAGUUUGACGAUUACUUUGACAUCUGUGUGGCAGGUUACCCCACGGGCCACCCCGAGGCAGAGAGCUACGAGCAGGAUCUCAGACACCUGAAGGAGAAGGUAGACGCUGGAGCAGACUUCAUCAUCACCCAGCUGUUCUUCAGAGUGGACACGUUCUUCAAGUUUCUGGAUGACUGCAGGGCGAUUGGCAUCACGUGCCCCAUCCUACCUGGAAUCUUCCCCAUUCAGGGCUAUCAGUCGCUGCGCCAACUCGUCAAGCUGUCGAAGCUCGAGGUCCCGGAGGAGAUCACCAGAGUCAUCGAGCCCAUCAAAGACAACGACGCCGCCAUCAGGAGCUACGGCAUCCAGCAGGCAGUGGAGAUGUGCCGCGUGCUGCUGGACAGCGGGAAGGUGCCCGGCCUCCACUUCUACACGCUGAACCGUGAGGUGGCCACCAUGGAGGUGCUGCGCCAGCUGGGCCUGUGGAUAGAGGACCCCAGGCGGCCUCUCCCGUGGGCAGUGAGCGCUCAUCCCAAACGCAAGGUGGAAGAUGUUCGACCCAUCUUCUGGGCCUCCAGGCCAAAGAGCUACAUCUACAGGACCCAGGACUGGGACGACUUCCCCAACGGCAGAUGGGGGAACUCGUCCUCUCCGGCCUUCGGUGAGUUGAAUGACUACUACCUGUUCUACCUGAAGAGCAAGUCCUCCAAAGACGCCCUGCUGCAGAUGUGGGGCCACGAGCUGAAGAAUGAAGAGAGUGUCUACGAGGUCUUCACCUGCUACAUCACCGCUCAGCCAAACUUCAGCGGACACAAGGUGAUGUGUCUGCCCUGGAACGACGAGCCUCUGGCCCCUGAGACCAACCUGCUGAAGGACGAGCUGGAGAAGGUGAACAGACGAGGAGUCCUCACCAUCAACUCUCAGCCCAACAUCAAUGGCAAACCCUCCACAGACCCCAUCGUGGGCUGGGGACCAGCCGGGGGCUACGUCUUCCAGAAGGCCUACCUGGAGUUCUUCACCUCUAGCGAAAACGUGACCGCUCUCCUCAAAGUGCUGAAGAAGUACGAGCCCCGGGUCAAUUAUCACAUCGUUAACGUGCACGGCCGGAACCUGACCAACGCCCCCGACAUGCAGCCCAACGCCGUGACGUGGGGGAUCUUUCCAGGCAGGGAGAUCGUUCAGCCCACAGUGGUGGACCCGGUCAGCUUCAUGUACUGGAAGGACGAGGCCUUCGCCUUGUGGAUCGAGCAGUGGGCCAAGCUGUAUGAAGACGAGUCCCCGUCCCGGAUGAUCAUCAAGUACAUCCAUGACAACUACUUCCUGGUCAACCUGGUGGACAACGACUUCCCACUGGAGAACUGUCUGUGGCAGGUCAUCGACGACAUGUUCGAGCUGCUGGACGCUCCUACUGAGCCUCUGAGCGACGCGGCGCUCGCUCAGUAAAUCUUAGGACCAGAGAACACUACAGAACUAUUUUAUGCAUUAUCUAAAAAGCUGCUAUUUACAGACAGAGCAGAGUAAGAAGUGUCCUUCAGUAUUUUAUAGGAGUUUUUAUGGAUGUUUUUAAAGUGUCCUUCAUCCUCGCAGCACUUCCAGCUGAUAAACUACACUUCCUGCUCACACAGGUGACCCGCUCAACUUUUCACACCUGAAAACAAACCUCACAGAAUGAGUUGUGAUGAAUUUAUACUUUUUAUUUUCAUGGAAGAAAAUAAUGAAAAGCUAUAUUUUAAUAAAAUAUUUUAAAUACUGUGUGCAGUUAGAGGAGAGGACCGACAGCUGCACCUGCUGCCUGAACACCUUUUAAACAGACGUCGUAUUUAUUUGUUCUAUCUGAAACUAAUUAAAUCAUUUUUCACUUCAA